AUGUUGGUUCGAAAGGCGUUUUCCAGAUGCGGCGCAAUCAACAACCUACAGUCCAGCGCGUCCAGUUGUCCAUUGCCCGUUGUCCACAGCAAAUGUCCAUGGUCCAGCACUCUCGUCGCCGGGCUCCCUGCCGUCAUGUUUGACUGCCACGCGCACCUCACGGACUCCUCUCUGGCGGAAGGACUGCAUCAGACCCUCCUAGAGGCAGAGGCGGCGGGGGUGACCGGAAUCGUUGCCGUGUCAGAGUCUCUCGACGACGCUACACCGGUGGUCGAACUAUGCGCGUCCAUCAACGAUGACGCGUCUCGAUGUCGGAAGCUUCGGCUCCACCCAUCCAUCGGCAUGCACCCGGAAAAGGCAGACGUCCACAAGGUGGACGACGUCCUCGAACUCAUCGACAAGCACGCCGACACUAUAGUUUGCGUUGGAGAGGUAGGCCUGGACUUCAGCCGCCACUUGAUCGGCGAGUCCGGCGGGGAGCGGGCGGAGAGGGCCAAGGAGGUUCAGAGGGAGGUCUUCAGGAGGCAGGCCCGCCGCGCGAAGGAGCUUGGCCUGGCGGUGAACGUGCACAGCCGCUCGGCAGGGCACCACGCAAUAUCGCUGCUUCAAGAAGAGGGCAUCACCCGAGCUGUUCUCCACGCCUUCGACGGCAAGCCCAAGGACAACGGCCUUAUCACGGCGGAAAUUCAGCAAACCUUCCGGGUCCAGGAAUACCUCGCGACGGCUGGAGGCGAGAAGGAAAGAUAUGCCGUGCAGGCGGCGAAGGCGGGGUAUUUUUUCUCCGUUCCUCCCAUCGUCUGCCGCUCCUCGGGCUUCCAGAGUCUUGUGAAGGCGUUACCGUUGGAGUCGCUCGUGCUGGAGACAGACUCGCCCGCGUUGGGCCCAGAGAAGGGCGUCGGGAACGUUCCGGGGAACCUCUCCGUUUCGAGGGAUUGGAUCGCGAGCCUGAAGGGGGUCCCCGCGGAUGUCGUCGCCGAGACUACCACGGCCAACGCUCGCCGUUUGUUUCCUCGCGCGUUCGACCGAUAGCACGGACAAGACACGCGGACGCGACCCGCGUAGCACGCUCGCAUUGUACAUACAUAGCUGCUGCCCUCGGGCGCGAGCUAUAGAAACCGGCCCGCACUCAAAGGACCGCUUGUUUUGCUGGGGUUCGUUUUUGUUUUGUCAAUGGGGUACCCCCGCGUUUACAAAGGUUUUAUUGUAGAAUAGCUGAGCACCUGUUCUGAAGGUCAUGUUUUUUUUAUUUUGGAAAUUUUGAGCCUCAAGUUUUCAACUACGAAGUUCCCAAGGGCGGGCCGGUCCUGUAGGGCAAGUGGCGCGGAGCAGGCACCUUUUUCUUGUAUCUCGGGGAAGUUGCUACUUUUUUCUGGCGUGUUUUUGUUUUGUUCUCUCUGGAUUGGUGGUAUUUGUAUUUUUACACCCUGUACACCUUUAACUAAUAACUGAAUUAGUUGUUUGCCAGACAACCUACCGGCUAGUUGCUCGGAAACACCUAGUUGCGCACGCUCCUGGAGGAGUAGUUGUCUGCAGGC
Ectocarpus sp. CCAP 1310/34 is the source of this 1535-nucleotide messenger RNA. NCBI's taxonomy places the organism in Eukaryota, Phaeophyceae, Ectocarpales, Ectocarpaceae. The record is from the annotation of a GenBank genome assembly.